AUCAACUCUUUAAUUAUUCCUCAUUCAUUAUUCUCUUUUUCCUUUUUCUUUUUGAGGAAACACCACAAGAAAAUGGCUUCCUCAACAGUAGUAAAUUGCAGAAAAAGAGUAUUAAUAAAUUAUUAUAUGAUCACAAUUUUAAUGAUUAAUAUUUUAUUCAUUUCUAUAAGAGCUGAACAGCUUGUACCAGCUUUGUUUGUGUUUGGAGAUUCAUUAGUUGAUGUUGGUAACAACAAUCAUCUCCCUCUUUCCAUUGCCAAGGCUGAUUUUCCCCAUAAUGGCAUUGAUUUUCCCACCCACAAACCUACUGGAAGGUUUAGCAAUGGCAAGAAUGCUGCUGAUUUUCUUGCUGAGAAGAUGGGAGUGCAGUCAUCACCGCCAUACCUUUCAUUGACGCGCAUUAAAAGUAGCAACUUUUCAAGUGGUGUUAGCUUUGCAUCUGGAGGUGCUGGAAUCUUUGAUGGCACUGAUCAACUUUUCAAACAGUCAUUGACGUUAAACAACCAAAUAACGUACUUCGGGACAGUACAAGCGACAAUGAUGCAACAACUGGGACAAAUGGAAGCACAGAUACUGUUAUCAAAAUCUGUGUUAGCGAUUGUGAUAGGAAGCAAUGAUAUAUUUGGGUAUUUUGGAUCGUCUUCUUCUUCCAGCCAAAUGAAGAAAGGUACUCCACAGCAAUAUGUCGAUUCCAUGCUCCUCGCUUUCAGAGGUCAAUUGAAGAGAUUAUAUGAUUUGGGGGCUCGAAAAUUCGCAAUAUUCGGGGUGGCAGCGGUAGGGUGUUGCCCAGCACAGAGAGAAAGGAACAAAACUGAAGCUUGCAAUGAAGCAGCCAAUUCAGGGGCUUUGAAUUACAACAAAGGACUUAUAUCACUUCUUCAGGAAUACCAAACACAACUUAAAGAUUUCCAAUAUAGCUACUUUGACACUUACAGCUUCUUCCUUAGUCUCAUUCAACAUCCUGCUACUUACGGAUUCAAGGAAGAGAAAGCAGCAUGUUGUGGAUUGGGGAAUCUGAAUGCAAAAAUAGCAUGCAUACCCAUAUCUACUUAUUGUUCCAACAGAAAUGAUCAUAUUUUCUGGGAUUUUUACCAUCCAACAGAAGCAGCUGCUCGCAUGAUAAUCGAUACAGCUUUCAGCGGACCUCGGAAUUACGCUUUUCCGGUGAAUAUCGAGCAGCUUGUUUCACUUUAAGCACCGGUGGCCUUGCAAGAGAUGAUUCAUGAUAUACAACGGAGUACACACUCAAGUAGCUAGUAUACACUAAUAUAUACAAAAAUUUAUGUGUAUUCUUUUUUGUAAUACAUAUAAAAGUUAAAUUAGUUGAAAAACUAUAUAUCAAUAUUAACAAUAUUAAUUUAAAAUUUAUGAGGGCCGAACCAGCUAGAAAUUAAACAAGUCACAAGAAUAGACUACAAACGUGUAGGAAAUAAUAAUACUUGAUUUCUUAUUGAACAAUCACUUGGUGUAUAUGAACAAAUUAAUCCUAUUACACCCCAGAAUCAAAGGUUUAAUCUCAAGAACAAGUAUCACGCAAACACUCAAAACAGAAUUGUAUAUGUGCAGCCCAAGAACCCCAAAGAUGAGCAAAUAAGAACACAAACAAAAUAUCGCCAAGAUUUAAGUGGUUCACCCCUAAUUGGACUACGUCCACUAUCUUAACCUGGAUGUCUUAUUGCUUCUUUUAACGGUUCUCCAAUGGAAAUAUACACUUGAUGAUGAUUACAAUUGAGGAAGAAGAGAAUAGAGAAUAGAGAGAGAAUUAUGUAGAGAGAGAAUGAGGUUAAGAAAGCAAUCAUCCUAAUCUAUGUGUUUAUCCUAUUUAUAAUGCAUAGGGACUAAACACUUACAUAAAAUCCUAAGACAAAACAAGAACCGAAACAGAACAACAUAGA
This is a messenger RNA of Amaranthus tricolor (Joseph's coat), 1895 nucleotides long. RefSeq names its product GDSL esterase/lipase At5g55050-like. NCBI's taxonomy places the organism in Eukaryota, Viridiplantae, Streptophyta, Magnoliopsida, Caryophyllales, Amaranthaceae. The record is from RefSeq and is a predicted model, not a curated record. Gene Ontology annotation, molecular function: hydrolase activity, acting on ester bonds. Bases 73 to 1194 code for a protein of 373 amino acids. The transcript has 5 exons.